GAGAGAGAGAGAGAGAGAGAGAGAGAGAGAGAGAGAGAGAGAGAGAGAGAGAUGGAAGUAAACUGUACUUAGUUUCCUGGAUAGAGAGAAAACUUAUGAUUGGAUGCAUAGAGAAAUGCUAGGUAGAAUCUUAAUUAAUUAGUUAUAAUAAUAAUUAGUUAUACGGUUUUAGGCCACCAAGAACGCGCCUUUGCAUAGAGACCUAGUAAAAUAGUUUAUUUUUCUUUUCUUUUCUUUUUCCUUAUUCUGUUUUCAAAUAUAUUCUUAAUUCAAAAUAUUAUACAUAAUAUUACGUUUUGCUUGAAAUGUACAACAAUGUAUCAAAUGGUACGAUGUUUGUUUAUUGUCGGAAAGCCAAAACGCGCGCGCAGCAGAGUGAAGUUAAGUGAACACCCCGCCAAUCCACAACCAUCAAGUAAUAUAAACAAAUGGUUUAUGUUCCUUGACAGCCAUACACCUUGCAUGUGCCUUCUUGGAGAGUUUAAACAGCUCCCCAGACGGUGAACACUCGUAGACGCUCACCAAGGUGUAUCAAGUGGGCAACAUCACCACUCUACUCCCAAGAAGUUCAGUGAACAGUGAAGGCUUGCGGGUACACUGACCACCCCUGACUUCAUUACAGACAUGGAUUUAACGAAUUAUACAAAGAACAAUUGGAAAAAUGCUUUCCUGGACUCUGCCAUCCCCAGUGUGUGCAAGGAGCAGCCGUGUGUGCUGGGCGUGGAUGAGGCAGGCAGAGGACCUGUGUUGGGUCCAAUGGUUUAUGGCAUCUGUUUCUGCCCAGUGACAAGGCAUGAAGAUCUCAAGUCAACUGGUGUGGUGGACUCAAAGACACUGAAAGAGGAGGACAGGGAGAAGAUAUUUGAUAUCAUCCACAACAACAAUGAUUUUAUAGGCUGGUCACUGGAAAUCAUAUCUCCAGUGUAUAUCUCCACUAAUAUGUAUAAAAGGCCCAAGGUAUCACUGAAUGAAAUCUCCCACAAUUCUGCCAUUGGCCUUAUCAAGCGAGCCAUAUCAGCUGGGGUGCAGGUGUCUGAGGUUUAUGUUGAUACUGUUGGUCCUCCAGAGAAAUAUGAAGCCAAGCUGCAAGAGAUCUUUCCUACCCUUAAGGUGACUGUUGCCAAGAAAGCAGAUGCCUUGUAUCCUUGUGUCUCUGGAGCAAGUAUAUGUGCAAAGGUUGCCCGUGAUAAAGCCUUAGCUGAAUGGGAAUUUCCUGAAGGUACUGAAGCAAGGAACUGGGGCAGUGGCUAUCCUGGAGAUCCUGUUACCAAGAACUUCCUACAAAAUUCCCUGGAUCCAGUCUUUGGUUUCCCUGGACUUGUAAGGUUCUCUUGGUCAACUGCUGAGAAGAUAAUGGAUGAAAAAUGCAUUCCUGUGACAUGGAAAAAUACUGAUGAAGAGGAAGAAGAAAACAAUACCCCAUCAGUCUUGGAAUAUUUUGCUGCAAAACGAAAAUCUUCAGAUAAUAGUAAAGCUCCCUCAUCAUUACUACCAAAGAAACAUUUCUUCUUCACUGAACGAUGUCUGAAUACUGUUAGUGAUUUCUGAAAACAGGGAGGAAAGUCUCUCUCUCUCUCUCUCUCUCUCUCUCUCUCUCUCUCUCUCUCUCUCUCUCUCUCUCUCUCCAAAAACAAUACAAAAAAAUUAUUAUUGUCCAAUCAUUACAUAGAACACUACCAAGGAAAAGUGUUCUCCAUUUGUUUUUUUUAAGAUAUAGGCAUAAGUUAUUUCUGUUUGCAUUCAUAAUGUGCUGAAAAAUAAAUACUAUUGUUAAGUAGAAAAUAAA
Molecule: messenger RNA, 1786 nt
Organism: Scylla paramamosain (green mud crab)
Lineage: Eukaryota; Metazoa; Arthropoda; Malacostraca; Decapoda; Portunidae
Product: ribonuclease H2 subunit A-like
Exons: 7
Coding region: 625-1548 (307 amino acids)
Biological process (GO): DNA replication, removal of RNA primer; mismatch repair
Cellular component (GO): ribonuclease H2 complex
Molecular function (GO): RNA binding; RNA-DNA hybrid ribonuclease activity
Source: RefSeq, a predicted model, not a curated record